AAGGUAUAUAAGCGCACCCACGACGCCGCCACCAGCACAGUGGUCAACCCGCGCCUCCACACACACACAACAACAACAAUGGCUGCGACACAGUUCCUCCUGGUGACCCUGGUGGUGGCUGCCAGCGCCGCCCCUCAGCUGGGAGUCGACACUAAUCUGCCACCGACGCCCUACAACUUCGCGUACGGCGUCAAUGUUCCUGAGACGGGCGACGCCAAGGAGCACAAGGAGUCCCUCUCCCCGUCCGGACGGACUGAGGGAGAGUACCGCUGGCUUCAGCCCAACGGACUCUUCAGAGUGGUCCGCUACUAUGUGGAAGGAGACUCGGGUUUCCAGGCUCAGGUAAGUGAGGAGCCCGGUCCAGACAUCACCAACUACUACGUCAACUCCCUCAGCCAGGAGUCAUCAUCAGGGGUUCCCGCGUCUCAGGGCAUCGCUAAGAGUUUCGACGCGGGACAGUCAGCCUUGGGAGCUGCUGUCAAUGUCAUCAGCGCGCCCCAGCCCAGCCUCAGCCGCCCGUCCAACUCCCGACCACCACAAAACUUCCAGGGACAACAACAGAGGUUCAGGAACGAACAGAGCUUCAGCAAUCAAGAGAGUUUUAGCAAACAAGAGAGCUUUAGCAGCCAGCAAAGUUUCAACAGCCAACAGGGAUCCAUCGGCAAUGUUAUUGAUGGAGGAAUCAUAGACGGUGGAAUCAUAGACGGAGGAAUCAUAGACGGUGGCAUCAUAGACGGAGGUUACAUCAACUAAACCUAUUCCGAAGUCGCCUCCAGAUGCUCAUAGUCCUCUACAACUGACUACGCAUGAACCUCAAAUUGACAGUAGGCCUACACAUGACCUCAAGUUGACAGUAGGCCGACAAGUGACCUUCAAAUUGACAGUAGGCCUACACAUGAGGUAUAGAGGAAGACUCAGCAGCCAAGAAAGAACCAAAGGGUCAGGAGUGAGAACGAGGCUGCCAAAGGUGAUGCGAGAUCUGUAUCUUAUGUGGAGACUUUAUUUUACCUAACAAAUUCCUGUCUAUCUAUCGAUAGAUCGCUCAAGUCUAACCUGGAACUGUUGCCUUGCUGGUGCCUCAGGACCACUUUGAAAUGAAGUUAACAAUUUAUAUAAAUGUUUCCAAGAUAACUCAAUUUCAAUUUGUGGAUGUUUAUAUAUAUAUAUAUAUA
This is a messenger RNA of Procambarus clarkii (red swamp crayfish), 1172 nucleotides long. RefSeq lists its product as uncharacterized. The record is from RefSeq and is a predicted model, not a curated record. Lineage: Eukaryota; Metazoa; Arthropoda; Malacostraca; Decapoda; Cambaridae. Gene Ontology annotation, cellular component: extracellular matrix.